CUGCCCACACGGUGUCGCUGUAAGGACAGCUAUGCGCUUUCAGCGUGUCGUCAACAUCCGGCGACACGUCGUCCCAACACACCGCCAGUUUCGGCCGAAAACAUCCCUCAUUCGCGUAUGAAUUUAAGCGGUGAACCGGCGCCGGGGCUCCAAAUGGGGGAGGCGAGGAAGCUGCAGAAGAAGCUGAGGCAGAUUGAAAAUCUGGAAAUAAAGAUCAGCCUCACCCCAGAGGAGACGUUCAAGAUUUCCAGGAAGGCGGAGCUGCGCUCCAGAUUGGCUGAGAUUCAGCUGCAGCUUUCUGGCCCGCAGCGAACUCCUGGGAUUGUGGGAGACGGGAAAAAGGAGAAGAUGAAAAGACAAGUGGAGGAUUCCCCGGAGGCCCUUCCAUCACAGACACCUCCAGCCUCCAAGAUCCUAAAGGAAGAAAACCAGUCCAAAGCCCGGCAGAGGGAGGCAGGAGGGGGGGACACCGUGGGACCGCAGGGGGGGACAGACGGGUCGCAUCCCAGCCCAGACAUCCCAGCAGACCGUCCAGGCUCUGACACAGAGCAGCAACUGCACCAGAAAGAAGCUGAGUUUACAUCCCUCAAAGCGUCUUGGGAGAAGGCUCGGUUUCGCCUGAGGCUGCUGGAGGGUCACAACGACAUAGUCACCAGCGUGGUUGCUGUUGACAACCUGGUGGUCUCUGGAAGCCGGGACACCACGGUGAAGGUGUGGCACGUUCCCACGGCGACGGAGCUGAAGAACCUGGGGGGUCACACGGGCGGAGUCACCUGUCUGUCUGCGCCUCCCCCUGAGUACUGCAGGAGGCUGGGUGAGGACUCGCACGCACACACACAGGCCGAGCGAGCGGUGCCGCUGGCCCGGGGCCUGGUAAUUAUAGGAGCAGUUCAUCAGAUCAGCCCCCCCUGGACCCUGUCUAUAUCCGACAAAGAGAGGUUUAUUUUGAGCAGCUCUGCAGACGGUUACGUGAAGAUCUGGGCCCUGAGCAUUGACGGGGGGAAGGUUCAGACCUGGAGCUGGCGCACUUUCCAGAACUGCCAGUCAGUCAACGCUCACCAGGAGGCGGUGACCUCCAUCCAGUCUCAGGGUCCGCUGGUGUUCAGCGGCUCGGCUGAGGGAGGGGUGUCGGUGUGGGAAAACCACUGUUCCGAUCGAGACCCCCUGAGGCUGCUGCACCACUGGAGCGGCCAGGUGACCGGUCUGGGCGGGGCGCCGGGCGGGCGGCUGACCCUCAGCCCCCGUGGAGACCGAGUGUUCCUGGCUUACGGUCGGGCUUGGCUCAAGAUCCUCCACUGGAGGACAGGAAUGAUGUCCAGGCUGACCAAUCACGGCAGCAUCACCGGGGUAACAGAUUGUGUUCACCAGACAGGAGGGCUCUUAAUUGGUUCCAGCUAUGACCUGGCGAACGGAGAGAGCGCGCUUAAUUUGUUCUCCCUGCCUCAGUGUCAGUAUCUGGUCUCCAUAAGUUGGCCAAAUGCUCCCAGAAUUCUUUGCUUUGCUUCUUGGACCACCGGCAGUGGAGACCACCGAUGGGUCACCGGAGGUCGAGAGCUCAUCGUGUGGGAGCAGCUCUCCAGUUCUGGCAAGCAGAGGGGUGACGUCACAGUGAGGAGAGACAGUCGAAUGGACUCGGGCUUGCUGGAGUCGGAGGGGGACUCGGAGGAUGACGAGGAAACGGAUGGUACAAUUACGAGGAUGAUGCUGACGAUAAAGGAGACGACAGCCGGCCUGGCGGUGGCGGGGACGCGGGGACUGGUUGGUGGCCGCGCUGCGUCCUCCAGUGAGCGGCGGGCGGCCCCUCCUGCCGGGGACACCGCGGCCCGCAGCCACCGGGAGGAAAUGAGAGGAGAUGAUCGGAGAAGAAGGGUCUCAGUGAACAGAGCGAAGCGAUGGAGAGAUGGUAAGAAGGAGAGUUUCUUCAUCUCUCCUGUCGCACGACUCGCAGCUAUCCUCUCCCUCCUCCUGGUCGGUCCGUUGACACAGCCCUCCACCUGUAACCGCGAUGACGGGGAGGGCAAGGAGCAGGCGGACACCCUGUCCGUCCAGCUGUCCGUCACGGCCCAGGUCACACCCACCCCUCUGUGGGCGGUGGUGUGGGGUCCCACGCAGCCACUGGAGGAUGAGACCUACCACUUCCUCCCCAGCCAAGAAACUGACCACCUGCACAUGCACGGAAACCAGCAGGAGGCGAGCUCCGCCACGCCCGAGGACUGGCUUUACCCUGACCCCAGCGUCCAUCCGCGAGAAAACACACCGCUGGAGUCCAGGGACCGGGAGGGACUGGAGGACGGAGGGAUGGAGGCGGAGGAAACGGAGCCCGAGGAAGUGGACCCUCAGUUCUACGUCACCGUGACCAUCUCCUCGCUGCUCAUCCUCACAGCAGUCAUCAUCACAGCAAAACUUUGUUACGAUCGCAGCUGUUCCCAGCAUCCACCCCCGCUUUCCCGUGGCGUGGCCCCCCCCCUCUCCCUUGCACUCCCUCGUUCCCUUGCUUCGGAGGAUAGCAGGCAGACGCUGCACAGCACCUCCUCCUCCUUCACCGACAGGGAGAGGAUCCCAGUUGUGAACCUGUGAGGUGGCUGCUCCUCCAUAUGUUAAACAUUUCUUCGGGGCGUGAGGAGACACAUCAACAGGACCAGAAGGGGUGCCUGCAGUGCUGUUUUAUUUUCUCUCAAGCUGUGAAACAAGUUCAGGGAUCCCAGGUAUCCAGCCAUCGCAAAGAUCCUCGGCUUCCCUGAGGUCUGAGAAAAGAAACAACCCGAACCCAUCGCUCAGCUGCUCGCUCCCUCCUUCCUUCCUUGUGCUCGGUGGAAAUCUCUAUCAUGUGCAUCACUGUGACUUGUUCCCUGUUUUCAGUCAUAUUUGUAGCCCCGAGCUCUGCCAAGCAGCCCAGCGGCUCUGUGCUUCAGCCCACCAUGACUAAUUCACAAACAAGCAGUUAAACAGCCAUGCAACAUCCCAUUACCCCUGAGGUGCCCUACCUGUGCUUCCACAACCUAUGACUCAGCUGCUCCGCAUCAAGGCUAAUCCAGCUGACUAUUUUUUUUUUUAUAGUACAUCACUAAAAAUCAAUUUGGGUUUAUUUGGGGUUUUGCAAGCUCGUAAACGGUUAAAAAGCCGAGCUCGGCAUCACCAAACCCUAAACGGGGUGUUUCACAAAGCUGUUUAUCACAGCUGUAGCCAACAGGCAAUGUGUUUACCAUGUCACGCUCCAAAAACUGCUGUUUAUUCUCUGCUUUGGGCGCCCGGAAUGCAAAUAGCGUGGCUCUUUCCCUCUACAGAUGUAAAGGAGUCGGUUUUGUUUCAGUUUUUCCUCAUGAUUUGUUCGCUUAAUUAUCUGGCUGACGUUCAUGUUUUCGUCAAAUCUUUUUUGAGCACGCUUUGUUCCUGCUGGACUUUGUAGAGGUGUGAUAAACGUAGAGUACUUCUUCUGGUGGAGAUAAGAUACCCAGAACAGAGCACCCAUUGGGUUGAAAAUCCAUUUUUCCCAAAGGUUUGGAUCAUACAAAAGACAGAUUCAUGUUGUCAUGGAAAUGAGUAUUGGUGAACUCCAGAUGCGAUCAAGGGACUGAUUGCUGCUGCAUUCUUUUUUCUUUUUUUUCUUUUUUUUUUUACUUCUGAACCUGUUAGCUUUGUGCCUCAGUCUGGAAGAAACCACCAUCCUUUCCCUUUGUAUCAUUAUCAGCUGUCUCGGUGCACCAAAGGAAAGUAGAGCAUAGAGAAGCAUCAGAUCAGCACCCCCAUGAAUCGGCAUGUAUACAGUAAGAAAUCCUCUGAGAGUUGCUUCAAAUCAAAUAUUUAUAAAAUAUCUAUUUUAUCUAUCCGUAAGUGGUGUCUUACAGAACCUUUUAAAGCCAAACAUCAGUUUGUUUUCAGUAACUUUUCUAAGCAGCUUUGAGGUAUGGACCCCCCCCCCCCUCAUUUCCACCCAUUUCCACUACAGACAUUGUGCUGGUGGCGACAUGGUAGCUCGUGCAAUCCUCCAGAUAUCCAGUCUUGUGAUUUUUCGUAGCUUUCCUGUAGAAAUGUGGUCUUUCUGUACCAUGGAACUUCAAUAAAGACUCAACACUGGCGUUUUA
This is a messenger RNA of Menidia menidia (Atlantic silverside), 4082 nucleotides long. The record is from the annotation of a GenBank genome assembly. NCBI's taxonomy places the organism in Eukaryota, Metazoa, Chordata, Actinopteri, Atheriniformes, Atherinopsidae.